This is a messenger RNA of Caenorhabditis sp. 36 PRJEB53466, 2530 nucleotides long. The record is from the annotation of a GenBank genome assembly. Lineage: Eukaryota; Metazoa; Nematoda; Chromadorea; Rhabditida; Rhabditidae.
AUGAUAGACGCGUCGGGAAUGUACAAAUUGACGGUGAUGAACAUGACGACGGCGGCGAUCGAGCAAACCGACGCCAUCUUCCGCGCCGCCCUGAUCAUCGAGUGGAUCCUCAUCUCCAUCGGCUUCGGAGAGACCAUUCUAUUGUGGUACUUGUUGCGCUACACCAAUCAAUACCACCGCAAUCUCGCGAUGAUCGUCGAGCAACUGCCCAACCAGUAUUUCCCAUCGCUUCUCGCCCGAAUGUUUAUGAUCUACAAGCAGUUGAUGAUUACGGACACAGGUAUGCAUCACAGAACAGUAUACUCGAACGGAAAUUGAUUAUAUUUACAUACACACACACACACACACAACUUGCUUUGUUUUGAUGUUCACACUAGAUUAAUGAAAGUCAUGUUAUGUUAGGUCUUUCGUGUCUAUUGGGAAUUUUGUUAUUUCCAGUGAAAGUCCUAUACGUUUGUAGUUUUUCAAUUCUUUUCAUGGCCUUCUCUUAAGACUACUGUAGUUAUUGUACUACAAAAAUUUGCCGUAAAUGGAGUCUAGUCAAGCAAGACAAUUUAUCUCGGCUACCGGUAGAGAUAGCAAAAAGUGAUCAACAAAUAUAAAAUGUACACCAUUUUUCAGUGAUCAUUUCAUUAGCUGACAACCUUUUUAUAUCACCACCGGCAGCUGAGAUAAAUAGUUUUAAAUCAACGUUACAGUAUAUAUAGUCAGACCAAAAACGUAGAAAGGGGCGUGGCCUAGCGCGUGCACGGUUUUGACACUAUUUUGGCGCGAAAUUCGAAAUUUAACCCCAUUUUUCAUGUUUUUCGUCAAAAAUUACCCGAAUUUUGUACAAUUUCGACGAUGUAAUUGCAUAACUUUGUUAAACUAAUCAUCGCGCGCAAUUUUGAGCUUAAAACGAGCAGGUUUCAUUCAGAAAUUCAAUCAAUUGAAUCGAUUUUAAGUUUUGUGCGGAAAAUGCGCGAAUUUCAGUCAUUCGCCGAUACUUUUUGCCGUUUGAACGCUUAAAAUACUUGUAUUAAAGUGCUUAAUCACUUCCGACACUCACUUCGUCUCAAAACUAUCCACAUCGGCCGGUAUGAAAAUUCCGAAAUUGCGGCGGAGAGCGUAUUGCGAAAUAUGCCAAAAACGUUUCAAACGCGACGUUUUCACGAAAAUUUCAAUGUUUUCUCUCUUUAAUGUCUCUUCUUUCGUCGAUAUCAAACACAAAAAUCAUCGGAAAAGUGCUGGAAUUGCGGCAAUUUUCAGAAAACGCGUCUCAGAUUGGCCACGCCCCUUUCUACACUUUUGGUCGCCGUGGGACCGGUCCCAACUUUCAGCAGUAGUCUUAGAAAACGGUGUACUGAAAAAAAAAGUACUAGACAUGAACGUUUCCUAACUCUCGCCUAACUAAUUCUCUUAAACUCCAGCCGUGCUCAUCGAGGACCGUUCCUUUCUGUUCGCCGUUUGGCUCCGCAACUCUCUGCUCUUCGUCGCCUUCUACUUUGCUCCAUUUCCAGUGUUCGAGCGAUGCUUCGCCACCAUCUACAUGCUCGUAAGUUCACAAAAACAUGUUCUUCACCGCACUCUUCUUCUCAAGGACUACGAAACGCACAAAAGACGGUGGAUCUCCUACAUUUUGACGGCGAUUCUCUACGUCAUCGCGCUCACUUCAGCACACUUUUUCAUAUUUGGCUCGAAACAUCGCGAAAUUCACAUUUUCGUCAUCACCGGCUUCAAUUUACUCGCUUUCGGGGUAUCACUUUGACUGGAAUUUGAAGGAUAAAACGUACUUUCAGUUGACAUUUGUGAUGGAACGGUAUAACAAGAGGCGCUAUAGUGCCCUACGAAAAAAUAUCAACAGUGAAUACAGCCUGAGCGCGAGGACGCAACUUUCCGAGAAUAUUAACAGUACUUUGGUAGGAUUCGAUAGGGGGAAAUUCAUAACAUUUUGUAUAUUGUAGCCAUUCAAAGUGAUGUGCUUCUCGAUCGCCUUCUUCGCCUCCACGUGCACUUCGAUGCUCCAUGUGGACGAGUGGACCGACUCGCCGGUCAUCAGAAAUUGGGUCUACAUAGCCUUCAACUUCUGCUGUUGGUCCUACGGGACCGUCGUCCCACUCUUCAUGCUCGCCUACAAUCCGCAGUGGCAGAAAGAGUUGCGGAGACUGGGCAGAAAGGUGAAGAGGAUUGACUAGAAGUAGAAUCCAAAAAAAACCCGUUUCAGUUCUGCUGCUGCUUCUGCUCUCUCAAUCGCGUCAAUACCACCACGUCCGGAGAGGGAGACGGAGGAGGAAGCGAGCGGAAGAAGCAAACGACGCGUGUGAAAGACACGUUCGGCAACAAUUGCUACGUGGAUGACAAAGAGCACACGACGAUCUACUUUUCGCAGCUAAACGCCGACUGGAACCGGCUCGAAGAGCCGCAGGAUGUGCAGCACAACGCGAAGAGGAAUCGGUUGACGGCGAGGAGCAGAAGUGACGGUCCCGCGUCGACGGUCACCGCGCGGAGCAUCUCCAACGGAUCCGUUUCGCCCAGACAGAUUGCGUUUUAG